AUGUACCAGCAUCAACAUCCAACGAAAGAUCCAGGACGCCAAGUCAAGGAAUGGAUACGUCUAGUACCAGCACUCCAACAUCAAGAUCAACUACAAGCUGCAACAAGGAUCGAGAUUUGGGCAUUCAGUCAUAGUGCGGGAAACCCAUAUUCAAAUUACCGCCAAGGAAGCAAGCGCGCUCCGUCGGACCCAACUCCUCCGCAGCACGCACACUCUCUCGCCGCCACCUUCUGGAACAUUCCCAAAAGUGGCGCGAAAACCACCGCACACGAACGAAGAGCGCUAGCUCUUCAGUCGUUCCUCAAAGGACACUCAACGGAUGGUCGACUCCUUUCGUCGUCUCCCCAACCACCAACUCGUCGUCCGGACAAUCAACAUCAUGUCAACGACACCAACAAAUACCAGCACGAGCACUUCGCUCCCUACCUUAGAGUAGCACCUCCUUGCCGUCUAAGGAGUGAGCAUUCUUUGGCUAUGGGUGAGAAGGGAAAGCUCUCGGACAAGCUCAACAACCAGCCAAGCCGAUCGCCAACUCACUCAUUCACUGUCAAAGACCUCUAA
Molecule: messenger RNA, 561 nt
Organism: Caenorhabditis remanei
Lineage: Eukaryota; Metazoa; Nematoda; Chromadorea; Rhabditida; Rhabditidae
Exons: 2
Coding region: 1-561 (186 amino acids)
Source: RefSeq, a predicted model, not a curated record